AGAGAGGACGUAAGAGAAAUAAAAAAAAAGAAUAAAUAAAAAGAAAAAGAAUAAUGAGCAAUCAGGUACAAAUUUCACUCAAUAAAAUACAAUACCGACAAACCUUGAUUAAUCAAACGUUCAAAUAAAGAAGAAAAGCAAAAGAAGAGAGAGAAAUAUUAUUAUAGUAUUUGAGAGAGAAUAAGGAAGGAAGGGAAAUGAAAGAAGACAGAAGAGGUGAUAGAAUAGUAAGGGAGGGAAAAGAAAAGAAAGAAAAUAAGAAAAGGGGAAAGAAGAGUGUUGUUGUUGAGACAGAGAGUGCAGAAUUGACGGAAAUGCGUGCUGAUUCCGGUAGAAAGGGAACCUUCUCCGUACUUCUUCGGAUCCUCAUUUUGCCUCUUAUUUAUUCUUCUUCUUCAUUGCUUUAAUCAUUUUUAUUCUUCUCUUUAAAUCACUAAAAGGCCUUUUUUUUUUUUGUUCUCUUGCUUGCCUUAUUUAAUACGUAAUAUUUCUUAUUGUUUCUUCUUCUUCCUAUUCUUGUGGGUUUUUCUAGUGCUUGAAUUUUCGUUCUCUCUAGAUUUGGUUUGAAAAACUAAAAAGUAACACCCACUAUAAGUCACAGGGAUUUUGAUGCUUGAAUCAAUCUAUGGAUGCAUUCUUGAUAAAUCUGUGAUUGGUUAAGCUCUGAAUUUCUGGGAUAUUUCUGGGUUUUUUUUUUUCCUUUUUUGGGUCAAAUUUAUGUUGGAUUUUUAAAAUUUAGGGUUUAUAUUAUUGUCGUUGAAUUCGUGAUUGGGGAAUUUGUUGGCUUCUUAUUUAUAUUGUUGUUGUGAUUUUUGAUGUGUAAAUAAUAAUACUGUUGUUAUGAGAUUUGUGAUUUAGUAAAAAAACAAAUUAGCUUGUGGGCAAGAUUUUGAUUUAGUUUCCUCCUUGGAAAUAUUUUGUGAUUCCUCGGAGGAUUUUAAUUUCAUUUUCCUUUUAUUGACACCUUUGAGAAAAGAAACAAAAAAAAAAGGUCAAAAUCAAUCAAUUGUAAGCUCAUAAAAACACAUACCCUAAAAAAUCAAUUAAAACUCACCAUUUUUAUUGUGGGUUUUUAUUAUAUUUCCAAUAUUUCUAUAUCAAACUCAAGAUUUUUUUUUCUUAAAUACUGAUUUAGAAGAAUAACAACAAGGAGAAAAGAGGGAGAUAGGAAUUACGGUGGGGGUUGUUUGGGAUUCUUAUGGGAAUACCUGAUAGUUCACUAUUAGAGCUAAUAGAAAAAGUUAGGUCUUGGAUUUCAUGGGGAGCAAGUGAUCUUUCCUGUUUCGCUGGAGAAGAAUUUGAGAUGCUUGAAAGCUGUGUUUGCAAAAAAAUGUGUUGUUGUGAAUGUAAUGUGAAGUUUGUUGAUGAAUUCUCUCAUAGAUACCGUUGCCAAAGUUGUAGCCGUUGGCUAUGUUCUAAAUGCGUUGAAGGAUAUGAAUCACCUGUUGUUGUUGAUCUAUCUGAGAAUGUAAAGGAUAAUGAUUUUUCUAAGAUGAUAAGUGUUAAAUCUUGCAAGUUUUGUUGUGAUGGGGCUAACACCAGGCGUGAAAGUGGGGGAAGGAAGUAUUGUGAGAAAGUACAUCCUUCUGAGUCUCCCCGGGAGAGCCCAGAACCAGCAUCCCCUUAUUCUGUGAAUAGUGAAUCUGUCAGGAAUGAUCAUCUUGCCCAAUAUCUUGAAGCCCGUGAUUGCAGGAUUUCUCUACAUGGGGUAACUGGCAAGAGUAUGAGUUCAUUUAGUUCUCAUCUUUCUCCAGUAUCUACUCGGGGAUCUCCCACCAGGAGUGAUGAGGAAGAUGCUGAUGAUUCUGAUAAGCACUUUUUGAGCCUUUUGGCUGGAUAUUGUCAAGAUGUUUCAGAUAUAGAUUCAAGUAGUAUUAGUGUUAGACAUGAUUUCUGCAGUUUUAAGUCUGUGGGAUCAAGUCCUUCGGUCAGCCCCUCUAGGAACAAUUUUACUCCUUAUAGGGUUGGGCGUUCUGUACGGUGGAGGCUAGAAGGGAGCCCAAUGGCUCAGUAUGUUGGUCCCUUUCAUCAAGAAAGCAUGGCUGUUUUGAGAAAGCCAGGGACAGGGAUCGAUGAACCAGAGAAUACUGAUGAUUACUCUGAUGACAUGUCUAUUUUUCAUAAUCAAUAUGCAAAGUCACAAAAGCCGUUGGAUUUUGAAAACAAUGGUCUAAUAUGGUUUCCCCCACCACCUGAGGAUGAGAAUGAUGAGGCAGAGAGUAACUUCUUUACAUAUGAUGAUGAAGAUGAUGAUAUUGGGGAUUCUGGUGCAAUGUUCUCAUCAAGUACUGGCUUUUCAAGUAUGUUCCCAGCAAGGGAGAAACAAAAUGAGGGAAACAAAGAACCUCUCAGAGCUGUAAUACAGGGGCAUUUUAGGGCUCUUGUGUCGCAACUUUUACAGGGUGAGGGUAUCAAAGUUGGUAAAGAGGAUAAUGGUGGGGACUGGCUUGACGUUGUCACAGCAAUAGCAUGGCAAGCUGCAAAUUUCGUUAAACCAGAUACUAGCAGAGGAGGCAGUAUGGAUCCCGUGGAUUAUGUGAAGGUUAAGUGUAUAUCAUCAGGAACUCCCAGUGAGAGCACCCUUGUCAAGGGAGUGGUCUGUACCAAAAAUAUCAAACACAAGCGGAUGAUCUCUCAAUACAAAAAUCCUAGAUUACUUCUUUUAGGAGGAUCCCUUGAAUAUCUGAAAGUUCCAAAUCAGCUGGCAUCUUUUAAUACAUUACUUCAACAGGAAAAUGAUCAUCUCAAGAUGAUCAUUGCAAAGAUUGAGGCUCUUCGCCCCAAUGUUCUACUGGUAGAAAAGAGUGUGUCUUCGUAUGUCCAAGAGUAUCUACUUGCAAAGGAAAUUUCAUUAGUACUCAAUGUGAAAAGGACAUUACUGGAGCGUAUAGCAAGGUGCACUGGUGCUCUUGUUUGUCCUUCAAUUGAUAAUUUAUCUACUACACAAUUGGGGCAUUGUGAACUCUUCCGGUUGGAGAAAGUAUCUGAAGAACAUGAGAUGGCCAAGCAGUUUAACAAAAAACCAUCGAAAACGCUUAUGUUCUUUGAAGGCUGUCCCAGGCGUUUAGGUUGCACGGUCCUGCUGAGGGGAAGAUCUCGUGAAGAACUAAAGAAGGUUAAACAUGUUGUCCAGUAUGCUGUUUUUGCAGCUUAUCACUUGUCUCUUGAGACUUCCUUCCUUGCUGAUGAAGGUGCUACUCUGCCUAAGAUGAAAGUAAAACGUUCUAUUGCUGUACCAGAGAAAAUGCAGGCUGACAAUACCGAUUCAGUUAUACCUAGUUCCUUUUCUCCAUCCAAUUUGAAUGCAAUAGUCAAUGCUUCUACUCAGAAUGAUGCAUCUCUAAGUCUCAAUCCCGAGCAAGGAGGAUUGGAAUUGUUGUCCGAGCAGUAUGGUCAAAUUAAUUUUUUUCCUUCAUCUGGUGGUUCUGUUCUUGAUGCAUUGACUGAUGAUUUGGCACCUAUUGCGGGUUUAGACAUGUGUUCUUUGGAACAAUUCAAGGAUUUGAAGAUGUCCACUAUGUUGCCUUGUGAUAUUAGAGAUUUUCCACGAUCUGAAUUGCAGGAAACCAUGACUGAAGAGGAGAGACAUCAUGGUGAGAUUCAUGAAUUGGCAAAAUCUGAAAAGAUUGAUGAAGAUGAAGCUUCCAGCGAAUACUUUUCAGCCACUGACACUUACCAGAGUAUAUUGGUUUCAUUUUCAAGCCGAUGUGUUCUGAAAGGAACUGUAUGUGAACGUUCACGGCUCCUGCGAAUAAAGUUUUAUGGCUCUUUUGAUAAACCACUGGGAAGAUAUCUUCGUGAUGACCUGUUUGAUCAAGCAACUUGCUGCCGUUCAUGUAAUGAGCCAGCUGAAGCUCAUGUCAUAUGUUAUACCCACCAGCAAGGAAAUCUGACAAUCAAUGUAAGACACCUUUCCUCUCUUAAGCUGCCUGGUGAACGGGAUGGGAAGAUAUGGAUGUGGCAUCGAUGCCUAAGGUGUUCUCAUAUAGAUGGUGUUCCUCCUGCAACUCAUAGAGUAGUUAUGUCUGAUGCUGCCUGGGGACUUUCUUUUGGAAAGUUUUUGGAGCUUAGUUUUUCAAAUCAUGCCACUGCUAAUCGUGUUGCAACCUGUGGUCAUUCAUUGCAGAGGGAUUGCCUUCGAUUCUAUGGAUUUGGCAACAUGGUUGCAUUCUUCCGCUAUUCCCCAAUCGACAUACUGUCGGUACAUUUGCCCCCAUCAAUGCUUGAAUUUAGUGGAGACGUUCAGCAGGAGUGGAUUAGAAAAGAGGCAGCUGAGCUAAUGCUCAAAAUGGAAAUGUUGUAUGGGGAGGUAUCUGAUGUACUUGACAGCAUUGAACAGAAGAGUAAUUCUGCCGGUUGUCAAUCCUCAAAUGCAAGUGAGUUACCAUAUCACAUUAUGGAACUGAGAGAUCAGAUUCGAAAGGAGAGAAAUGAUUAUAAUAGUUUGCUACAGCCAAUUGUUAUGGAGACUUCACAACUGGGUGUAGCAGCUGUGGACAUCCUAGAACUGAAUUGCUUAAGGCGUUCGCUUCUAAUUGGUUUGCAUGUUUGGGAUCAGCAACUUCAUUCAUUGGACUCUCUUUUUAACAAGGGUUCUGCUGUCAAAGCUGACGUGGAUCAUUUGAAGGAUGGGAAACUUGAUGCUCAUGAACAAAAUGCCUGCAGAUCCUCUGAUUCACAGCAGCCUCCUAAGAAUGACUUACAGUUGGAGCAGAAUUCUGGUUUACCAACCUUGGAUUCUGUUGUGCCGGAAGAAUCUGACUUGGCAUUAUACAAUCAAAGGAGAGAGGAGAAUAAGCAGCCAGAUGAAAGCAUCCCUUCUCCUGUAUCUACUCUAUCUGAAAGAAUAGAUUCUGCUUGGACCGGCACUGAUAUACUUGCAUUGAAAGUUCAACCUCCAGAAGCAUUUCAGGGUGAUGGGGCCCAAUCUGGUUUGAUCAGGCCAACAAAUAAAAUCUAUAAUCUUGCUUUGAGAAAGGUAGCAUUCCCAAGGAGGCUUCAUUCUUUUGAUUCUGCAUUGAGAUUCGAAGAAAGAAGUCAGAAAGGAAUGUAUCCCUCUUCAUUGCAUUUGUCUACGGUUAGAUCUUUCCAUGCUUCUGGAGAUUACAGGAGUAUGUUUAGAGAUCCCGUUUCUAAUGUAUCAAGGACUUACUCCCAUAUAUUGCCACUAGAGGAACAAAAGUUGAAUUUAUUACUCAGUUCCACGCCCACUUUAAUCACCUCUGCAUCUCAUGUGGCUGAAGGGGCUCGGCUACUUCUUCCGCAGAGGGGCCAUAGUGAUAUUGUUAUUGCUGUUUAUGACAAUGAUCCUGCAAGUAUAAUAUCAUACGCUCUUAGUUCCAAAGAAUAUGAUGAGUGGGUUACUGAUAAGUCCAAUGAAAUUGGAGGAGGCUGGAGUGUUAGUGAAAGGAGCAAAGAAGAUUCUGCAACUUCCAGCUUUUCACCCUGGCAGCCAUUUGGCUCUCUUGACCUGCUUUAUAGUCAUUAUGGAAGUUUUGGCUCUGAAGAUUCCACAUCAUCUGUGGGUGCCAUGUUUCCUGAUACGAAAAGGUCUCCACAUUUAACAGUUUCUUUUGGAGAUGAUUCUUCUGCUGCUGGUGGCAAAGUGAAGUUUUCUGUUACUUGUUACUUUGCAAAACAAUUUGAUUCUCUUAGAAGAAAAUGUUGCCCUACUGAAGUGGAUUUUUUGCGUUCCUUGAGCCGCUGUCAGAAAUGGAGUGCACAUGGGGGAAAGAGCAAUGUGUAUUUUGGCAAAUCAUUAGAUGAGAGAUUCAUUAUAAAACAAGUAAAAAAGACUGAGUUAGAAUCGUUUCAUGAAUUUGCUCCGGAAUAUUUCAAGUAUUUGAUGGAUUCUCUUAGCUCAGGAAGCCCAACUUGCCUUGCAAAAGUUCUUGGUAUUUAUCAGGUCUCUGUAAAACACCUGAAAGGUGGCAAAGAAACAAAAAUGGAUCUUAUGGUGAUGGAGAACCUAUUUUUUAGAAGAAGUAUCUCAAGGAUUUAUGAUCUUAAGGGCUCUGCAAGAUCACGAUACAAUCCAGAUACAACAGGGGCAAACAAAGUACUGCUAGAUAUGAAUCUUUUAGAAACACUGCGAACCGAGCCUAUUUUUCUUGGAAGCAAGGCAAAGAGAAGUCUCGAGAGAGCUAUGUGGAAUGAUACAUAUUUUCUGGCAUCAGUCGAUGUCAUGGAUUAUUCAUUGCUGGUUGGAGUGGAUGAGGAGCGCAAGGAGCUGGUUUUGGGAAUUAUUGAUUUCAUGAGACAAUAUACCUGGGAUAAGCACUUGGAGACAUGGGUUAAGGCAUCUGGGAUACUCGGUGGGCCAAAGAAUGCAUCUCCAACAAUUAUUUCUCCAAAACAGUACAAGAAAAGAUUCCGGAAGGCUAUAACUACUUAUUUUCUCACAGUACCUGAUCAAUGGACUUCAUGAUCUGUAUCAUCAUUGAUUCAUUGGUUCAUUAAUAAGGCGUAAGAAAUUGUAAUUGCUGACAUAAAUGAAACGGCCAAAAGCUCUCUCUCCCAUGGGUAUUGUUCUCUUUGAUCCUCGUCUUUUUCUUUCCACAAAAUCAUUUCAUGGUGGGUAGAAUUGGCCUACAACUAAAAAAUCUACAACUACAAGUGGAGGGGGGAACAAAGUUUUCUUUUUUGAGGGCUCUUUUUUAUGACCUCUGAAGAAAGGGAAGAGUUAAGGGCUCUUGUGUAAUGUUUAUAUUUUCUCUCUAAUCUUGUGGAUGUGCAAAAGUUUUCCUGAAGAAACAAAGGUUCUUUUUCAACUUUAACACGACUUCAUUAGAGCUUUUAUAUUUUUGACUCUUUAGGAAGCAGCAGGUGAAGGAAACUUGGACCUUAAAGUUGUUCAUCCAUGUGCAUGUAAAGCUCUAAGCAUUGGUUGAGUUUGAGUAGCAAAUUUUACAUGUCAAAUUUAGUUGGGAGGUUUGGAAAUGGUUUGUCUAAAGUCUAAACUUUUUUUUUUUUUUUAUAUUUGAGUGUCAGGAUUUGAAUUGAAUUCUUAUUAUUAAACAAAGAAUCAAGCACUUCAUUAACAGGUCAAGUGAAUGUUGGCAAAGUCUGAACAUUGUACCUGUACAUUUAUUCGAGUAGUGUCAUAAGUAAAAUUUGAAACCAAGCUUUCCCAAGACAGGUGAAGCUU
Durio zibethinus is the source of this 7147-nucleotide messenger RNA. RefSeq names its product putative 1-phosphatidylinositol-3-phosphate 5-kinase FAB1C. The record is from RefSeq and is a predicted model, not a curated record. Gene Ontology annotation, biological process: phosphatidylinositol phosphate biosynthetic process. Gene Ontology annotation, cellular component: endosome membrane. Gene Ontology annotation, molecular function: ATP binding; 1-phosphatidylinositol-3-phosphate 5-kinase activity. Lineage: Eukaryota; Viridiplantae; Streptophyta; Magnoliopsida; Malvales; Malvaceae.